Budorcas taxicolor (takin) is the source of this 1935-nucleotide messenger RNA. RefSeq names its product adenosine deaminase domain containing 2 (gene ADAD2). Gene Ontology annotation, biological process: RNA processing; adenosine to inosine editing. The record is from RefSeq and is a predicted model, not a curated record. NCBI's taxonomy places the organism in Eukaryota, Metazoa, Chordata, Mammalia, Artiodactyla, Bovidae. The transcript has 10 exons. Gene Ontology annotation, molecular function: tRNA-specific adenosine deaminase activity; double-stranded RNA binding; double-stranded RNA adenosine deaminase activity. Bases 1 to 1935 code for a protein of 644 amino acids. Gene Ontology annotation, cellular component: nucleolus; cytoplasm.
AUGGGCUCUCAUUGGCUACGAGUGAGGCGGGAGGCGGAGCUCACCAUGCGCAGACGGUUGUGCCACGUGCUCCCCACGUGGGCGCUCGCUCUGGCGUGUAAAAAGGUGCAGGUGGCGCCAGAACGUGCCUGCUGUUCCCUCCCGCCCUCGAGUCCAGCCAUGGCUUCACAGGCCAGCACAGCUCUGGGCACCGACGACAGUGGCCGCAGGAAGCCCCGUCUGGCAGCAUCACUGCAGAUCAGCCCAGGGUCCAGCUCCUGGAGGCCCUCGGCCAGUCUGGGCCAAGAGCCUGCGCCCGCCCCCAACGCAGAGAACGAUGAAGCGGGCGGGCAGCUCCAGGCCUCGGCGGCGGCUGGGGAUGGGCCCGCGGGUGACUUCCCGAAGGUGACCAGACAUCUGGGCCUGCAGCUCAAAGACCCGCCGCCGGGCCAGGCCGUGGCCUCACUUACUCAGUACGCGGCCAAUCUGGGCGUCUCCCUGAUAUUUCGAGAAAGCCAAACAGCAGACCCCUGCUCGCCCUUCUCUGUGUCCGUGGAGCUGGAUGGGGUGGUCUGCCCCCCGGGCACCGCCAACAGUAAGCCGGAGGCCAAGCAGCAGGCGGCUCUUUCUGCCCUCCACUACAUCCGGUGUCAGCUGGAGGGCCCAGCUGCAGGGGCAGAGCCCCCAAAGACCCCCAACCAGCCUCCUCUCGCUCCUCUGAGCAUAGAGAACAUUGUGACCCACGAGCAGCGCUGCGCAGCUGUGGUCAGCGCGGGCUUCGACCGCCUGGUGGACGCCAGCUCGCCGUACUGGGCCUGCAAGGGAACCGUGGCCGCAGUCAUCCUGGAGCGAGGUAGGGCGGCCCUGCCCCUGCCUCCCCGGGAAGGCCCUUGGGCCCCCUGCCUCAGGCCGGUCUUCUCUGCCCCCUUCCCCUCAGAGGUCCCGGGCGCCAGGGGCCACGCCAAGGAGACCUACCAGCUGGUGGCGCUGGGCACCGGCAGCGGCAGCUGCGCUGGGUGGCUGGACUUCUCGGGCCGGCAGCUCCACGACUGCCACGGGCUGGUGGUGGCCCGCCGGGCCCUGCUGAGGUUCCUGUUCCGGCAGCUCCUGCUGGCCACGCAGGGGGGCCCCACGGGCAAGGAGAAGUCCGUGCUGGCCCCCAAGCCGGGGCCUGGGCCCCCCUUCGCCCUCAAGCCCCGGAUCUUCCUGCACCUCUAUGUCAGCAACACCCCCAAGGGAGCCGCCUACGAUAUCUACCUCCCUCCAUCCUUGGAGGGCAGCCUCCUGCACGGCCCCCCACUCCGCCUGCAGGCCCACAUCCAGGGGGAGCUGAAGCCGGUGUGCUACGUGGCCCCUGCGCUCCGCGACACCCACGUGGGCUGCCUCUCGGCGAGCGACAAGCUGGCACGCUGGGCCAUCCUGGGGGUGGGGGGGGCCCUGCUGGCCCACUUCCUGCCCCCCCUCUACACCACCAGCCUGGUCCUGGCUGACACCUGCCACGACCCACCAACCCUGAGCCGGGCCAUCCACACCCGGCCCAGCCUCGACAGGGUCAUGGGGCCAUGCCUGCCAGCCCCCUACACCCGGACCACACUGCACCUCUUUGCAGGGCCCUCAGUGGCCCCCUCCAACCUCACCCCCAACACCUGCCAGGGCCUGAGCCUCAACUGGAGCCUGGGGGACCCUGACAUCGAGGUGGUGGAUGUGGCCACCGGGCGUGUGAAGGCCAACACUGCCCCUGGGCCUCCCUCCCGCCUCUGCAAGGCUGCCUUUCUCCGGGCCUUCCGCCAGGCUGCCCACGCCCUUGGGAAGUCCCACCUGCUGGCCUUGCAGACCUACGAGGCAGCCAAGGCCGGGCCCUACCAGGAGGCUCGCCAGCAGCUGUCCCUCCUCCUGGACCAGCAGGGCCUGGGGGCUUGGCCCUCGAAACCACUGGUGGGAAAAUUCAAAAACUGA